This is a messenger RNA of Insectozyma verbasci, 1059 nucleotides long. NCBI's taxonomy places the organism in Eukaryota, Fungi, Ascomycota, Pichiomycetes, Serinales, Debaryomycetaceae. The record is from the annotation of a GenBank genome assembly.
AUGAUUAUUUUGAAUUGGGGUAUACUUGGUGCUGGUAAUAUUUCAAGCCAGUUUGUUAAUGAUUUAAUAUUAAAUAAUAAGAGGGAAACUGAAUACAAGCAUGUAAUUAGAUCAAUUGGUUGUUCUUCGAUUGAAAAAGGUGAAAAAUUUAUUAAUUUUGAUUCUGAUUCAAAUUAUGGGGUUACCCCAAUUGUUGAAACUUAUGAUAAUUUCUAUAAGAAUGAUAAUAUCGAUGUUGUUUAUAUUGGUACUCCACAUACAUUCCAUAAAGAACAAGUAAUCAACUGUUUGAAUAAUAAUAAACAUGUACUUUGUGAAAAGCCAUUCACGGUGAAUAAGUCAGAUGCUGAAGAAUUGUUGAGGUUAGCCAAGGAAAAGAAAUUAUUCAUUAUGGAAGCUGUUUGGACCAGAUUCUUUCCUGCUAUUGCUGAAUUAAAGAAGAAAAUUGCAGAAGGUGCCAUUGGUAAACCAUAUCGUUUAUUUGCCGAUUUAAGUUAUAAUGCAAAUGUAGAAUCAUUACCAACUUAUUCAAGAGUAAGAGAUAGAAGACUAGCAGCUGGUGCUUUAUUAGACAUUGGUAUUUAUCCAAUCACAUAUUCUAGAAUUUUAUUAGAUGAUAAAUUAGGAAAAGAUCAUACUAAAUUUGAUGUCAAGUCAUUUUUGACAAUUGAUGAGACUGAUCAGGUAGAUCAUUUAGGCUCAAUUAUUAUUAAAUAUCAAGAUGGUAAACAUGCAGUUUUAACAUCGUCUGAAUUGAUCAACGGUCCUUCUGCUUAUGUUAGAUUAGAAGGUUCAAAAGGUCAUAUUGAAAUGUAUAGUGAUAAUCCCGCAGCAGCAAGGCAUUUCAAAAUAUUUGACAUUAAUGGAAAAGAAAUUUAUGAAUUUAAAGACGAUUCAGGUUAUAAAGGGUUUAUUUAUGAAGCUAAUUCCGUUGCUGAUGAUAUAGCCAAUGGUAGGUUAGAAAAUAGUAUUAUUCCACAAGAUGAAACAUUGUUGGUUAUGGAUAUAUUGGAUCAUAUCAGAAAAGAAAACAAUUUGGUAUACGAUCAAGAUAAGUAG